CAGAAACACUCCUGAGAAAGUCCGCUACCUAUCCUACAGAUCAGCACAUUCUGCGUGCACUCAGCACUGUCUUCAUCAAUCACUAGGAUAGCUAGUGAGAUCAGGCCGCAUAAAGUUCCAGUGAAGGGCCUCCGAUUGAGCACUUGUACUGAUCCAGAAGGGAAGACGAUUGGAGGGUAGAAGAUGGAAGAGGCGACGGACCCACAGCUCAUCGGCGGGGACAAGGAGGAGCGCGAUAACUUCCGGGACACGUCCGUGCGCUAUCUGGGUUUUGCGAGCGAGCUUGGGGAAUCCUUCAAGAACAUCAUCGGCAAGACGUUCUACAAAGCUAGUUAUGGCGUAGCGAUCUCGUAUGUCGCUGCCGAUGCGAUCGAGAAGGGGUGGAAGGAACGGCAGCGUCGAUUAGAAGGUCCUUCUCGGACGUCCAACCAGCCCCGCAACGUGGAUUCAGACACAGCGGUUGAAAAUUCAAACACUCAGGACGGAAAGUCGGACACAAGGGUUGCCAAUAUGGAGACAAGUGAAACAGCAGCCAGUACUUCCUCUGGGGAAGGCCAGAAGGCUGACGUGGAAGCAGGGGAGACUGACACCUGGCCGCCAGUGGCUGCGGCGCUGGACUCGCUGAUGUGGCACGGUCUGGCCACGGUGGCAAUUCCGGGUGUUACCAUCAACCGAGCCGUUAAAUAUGCCACGCAGUUCAUGGACAGACUGGAGAACCGACGCCUCGAAAAAGUGACAACCGGAAAGUCCAAAGCCGUGAGCCCUCGAGCACCAAUGGCCCUCAAGAGAUGGGUGCCGGCAGCGGUCGGUCUAGCUCUCAUACCCUUGAUCGCCCACCCAGCAGAUCAAAGCAUGGACUAUCUCAUGGAUAUAGCUGUGAGGCCGUACUUCGGCACUCAAAAGCACCGUGAAUGAGGCUGUUAGUUUUCAAGUAGAGUUCUAUCAUAGCUUGCAUGCACGCGGAUGGUCUCGAUUGGUAGGUAGACGGAAGCUCGCGCCUGUCACAAUGUAAGCUAUGAAUCUGGCAGCGGCUUGAAGCCCGAGAGUGAAGUUGUCGCUCUCCACUUCUUGCUUGCACGUGGGUAGCUAGAAGAAGCAGACAGAGGGUUCUAGCCACAUCUCUUUCUUGUAGUAGCCAAGGUUUCUUUUGGAGAGAAGAAGAGUUCAAUUUGCGUACUAGGAGUAGAGCAAGCGACAGGUCAGAGUUAUGUACCAUACGCUUUGUUCAGUGCCAGCUAGGUAGAUGAAUUAGAAAAAAGUACGACUGUAAAGUAGAGUAGAGGUCUCCGCUCAAUGCCUCUGGCUUGUAGCCACAGCGUAUAUGAAAAGCAGCGGUGCACUUAGGCUACCUCGAGUGACAACAGCACUGCGUUCAUGUGAUACCAGCGAAUGAUGCAG
This is a messenger RNA of Klebsormidium nitens, 1398 nucleotides long. The record is from the annotation of a GenBank genome assembly. Lineage: Eukaryota; Viridiplantae; Streptophyta; Klebsormidiophyceae; Klebsormidiales; Klebsormidiaceae.